This is a messenger RNA of Trematomus bernacchii (emerald rockcod), 1085 nucleotides long. It is a transcript of the gene tmem244, whose product is annotated as transmembrane protein 244. NCBI's taxonomy places the organism in Eukaryota, Metazoa, Chordata, Actinopteri, Perciformes, Nototheniidae. The coding region runs from base 28 to 552 and encodes 174 amino acids. The record is from RefSeq and is a predicted model, not a curated record. The transcript has 6 exons.
UGCUCUCAUGUAGAGCAGCAGCCAUUCAUGUUGUUGGACUACUGCUGUCGUUGUUUUGGAUUCACACUCAUCAAACGCCAUGGACCCCUCUCCCUCAAGACCACACCCAGUGAUACCUGGGUCGUCCUGCAGAAUCUGUUGAUGUGCAUGGCGUGCUUCUACUCUCUGUACUACGUCGUGGUCAGUCUCUGCAUAGGACUGCUCAGGGUUCAUGAGAUCAACAGCUUAUUGGCUCCCUUUGACUACACAACACAACCGUCAUGGCAGAGCCCCAAAUACCUCGUCGGUGUUAUCUCCACAGAAGUGACCUAUAUUUUGGGAGGCCUGGUAUUCGCAUGGAUUGUAGAGGAGUGGGUUUGGGAUUAUGCCAUAACUGUCACACUGCUGCAUGUCGCGAUGACGGUAGCAGUGAUGUCAGACUUCCCUUCGGCUGAGCACUGGUGGAUAGCUCUGGGUUCAGGCCUGGUGAUGAUGAUAUUUGCAGGACAGUUCACAGCCUAUAAACUCUUCAGGAGCAACUUUGUCUACCCAGCUGAACUGCAGAACUUCUAAUGAACACAAUGAGGAAAGCUUUUAAAUGGCUUACUGCUUAAUCUCAGCUCCUGAUACAUUCCAGUGGGUAAACUGAUCAAAGAUUUGUGCUAUGUUUAUGUUAACAUUAGCAAGAGCAACUACGGUAUAUCUAUCGAGAAUAUAAAGCAACCACAAAUAACAUAUCUCUUUCUCUGCUAAAUAACUUUGUUUAUAGCCAAUAGUCACAUCCCUCCUUGUACAAAUGGCCCAACUUUGUCUGUUUUCUAAAGCAUAUUCUGUACAGUUUAAAUAUUGUUUUGUAUUGUUUCUUUACAUACCUCCUACUAUAAUAUUAUCAUAAGAAAUGACACCUGUAGCAUUCUGUAAAAAAUAUGACCAAGGUACAAAAAAAUCGAAUGACUUAGUUAAUUUAGCAGUUUUCAUUUUUGUGUUAUAUUCAUGUGUCAUAUGCCAGAUUUUUUGAGUGUAGGUUUAUAGUGUUUUAUGCUGAUAAUAAAAAGUAUUACCUGUAUUGAAAUGAUGAUUGUAUACUACAUAACAUUGGAUUUACA